Glycine soja is the source of this 1534-nucleotide messenger RNA. RefSeq names its product probable transcription factor At5g28040. Lineage: Eukaryota; Viridiplantae; Streptophyta; Magnoliopsida; Fabales; Fabaceae. The record is from RefSeq and is a predicted model, not a curated record. Gene Ontology annotation, biological process: regulation of DNA-templated transcription. Bases 114 to 1175 code for a protein of 353 amino acids. Gene Ontology annotation, cellular component: nucleus. The transcript has a single exon.
GAUUCUCAUUCUCAUUCUUAUUGCCAGCGAGUGAGUCAAAAGAGACACUAACAAAACAAACCCCGUGAAAGCAAAGCACCCCACCGCGCUCUUUGCCUAACCGACUCACUCCCAUGGAAUCCGAUCUAAACGACGCCGUUUUUCCCGAAGAAGAUCUCGACGACGACGACGAAACUCCAGAGGAUGAAGAGGAGGAGGAGGACGACGACGUCUUAGAUGACGAUGAAACCGAACCCCCUCCCUCCGUCAUCGCCGUCGCGCCGCCCGCUUCCGAAACGCUCGACACCGCGUUAAUUCCGAUCUCCUCCGUCGCGGAUUCCUCGCCGAAACCGCUGCGCACGGAGCUAAUCGAGGAGAAAAAAGCGCUGGACGAUUCGCGGCGACUGUUCCAGCGUCUGUGGACAGACGAGGACGAGAUCGGGCUCUUGCAGGGUUUUCUGGAGUACACGGCGCAGCGAGGAUCCUCUCACCACAACGACACCGCCCUGUUCUACGACCAAAUCAAGUCGAAGCUCCAACUCGGCUUCAACAAGAACCAGCUCGUCGAGAAGCUCCGAAGGCUGAAGAAGAAGUACCGCAACGUCCUCAACAAAAUCAGCUCCGGCAAGGAAGUCUCUUUCAAGAGCCCUCACGACCGAGCCACCUUCGAAAUCUCGCGCAGGAUCUGGAGCAACACCGCUCCAAUCACCGGUCCCGUCGAAGACGACGACGAAAUCAUCACUAACCCUAAUUUCGGCAAUUCGGCGAAGAUGCCUAUUUCGCGGAAGCGGUCGCGGCCUCAGAAGCGCGAGUUGAACGACGGUUCAACGUUGAAUAGAGAUAAUAAUUGCAAUAGUAACAGUAAUAAUAAUAAUAAUAAUGAGAAUUGUAAUAGUAGGCUUAACUUACAGGGUUUGAUUGAAGAGACGGUGAGGAGUUGCGUGUCGCCGGUGUUGAAGGAGUUGGCGUGUGGUACUGGUGGCAUGGGAUUGGGAAGAGGGUUCGCAUUGAAUCCCUUGCAAAUGCCAAUGCCAAUGAGUUUAAUGAAUUUGGGGAUUGUUGGGGAAACGGCGAUGGAUGAGAAGUGGAGGAAGCAACAGAUUCUGGAGCUGGAAGUGUAUUCCAAACGUUUGGAAUUGGUGCAGAAUGAGAUCAAGGUUGCUCUCGAGGAAUUGCGUUCAGCUGGUGGAGGAUGACCCAAAAUAAAACUAAGCUUUUAGGUGUUUACAGUACUUCAUAAGGAUUUGCUUGCUAAUUUAUUGAUCCACUAAUGGUUGAUAGGGUAGCUAGACAGUUUGUAUUUUUUCCCCCUUUUUUUCUAUAGUUUAGCUUUUUCCUUCUUUUUUUGCUUUUCAGUAUAGCUUUUGAUUAUUGCAAACAGUAUUUGUUCAAUAAAAUGUUCUUAUUUUUGUCUUUUUGGCUUAUGUAAAAUUUUCUUCUUGGCUGAUUAAUAAUUUACAUGUACAUGUACAGAUUAAGUCAGGGAAUUGGCGUAAGAUGAAAGGCCUUGUAUUUUGAUGUAUUGUAAAGUAUGAAAUUGUCAAUUGUGGGUGAA